AUGAACCAAAGGACCUCUUACAGGUGCAUCUGUCUGAUCAGGGCGGCUCUGCCAUGGACCGGACCCACAGAACCCACCGGACCCACAGAAACCCACUGGACCCACAGAAACCCACCGGACCCACAGAAACCCACCGGACCCACAGAAACCCACCGGACCCACGGAACCCACCGGAUCCACAGAAACCCACCAGAUCCACAGAAACCCACCAGAUCCACAGAACCCACCAGAUCCACAGAACCCACCGGAUCCACAGAAACUCACCAGAUCCACAGAAACCCACCAGAUCCACAGAACCCACCAGAUCCACAGAACCCACCGGAUCCACAGAAACCCACCGGACCCACAGAAACCCACCAGAUCCACAGAAACCCACCAGAUCCACAGAACCCACCAGAUCCACAGAACCCACCAGAUCCACAGAACCCACCAGAUCCACAGAACCCACCGGACAGCCCUGGCUGCCACCCUCCCCACCCAGAAAUGGAUUAA
This is a messenger RNA of Knipowitschia caucasica, 492 nucleotides long. NCBI's taxonomy places the organism in Eukaryota, Metazoa, Chordata, Actinopteri, Gobiiformes, Gobiidae. The record is from the annotation of a GenBank genome assembly.